This is a messenger RNA of Melanotaenia boesemani (Boeseman's rainbowfish), 1863 nucleotides long. It is a transcript of the gene atat1, whose product is annotated as alpha tubulin acetyltransferase 1. The transcript is spliced from 12 exons. The record is from RefSeq and is a predicted model, not a curated record. Bases 297 to 1553 code for a protein of 418 amino acids. Gene Ontology annotation, biological process: alpha-tubulin acetylation. NCBI's taxonomy places the organism in Eukaryota, Metazoa, Chordata, Actinopteri, Atheriniformes, Melanotaeniidae. Gene Ontology annotation, cellular component: microtubule. Gene Ontology annotation, molecular function: tubulin N-acetyltransferase activity.
GCUGGUUUGUUAACCAUAACAGAAGAAGUGACUCCGCACACAAUGGAGCAUCAGUGUAAAUAACAGGCUCCCAUUAAUAAACUUAAAACUGGGCAUUAUAUGGACGUUAUCUCUCUGUGUUAGUGCAAUGUGGAGGUCUGUAGUGUCCGGACUCCACCUGUUAGCUAACAGUUUGUAGCACUGAGGGGUUAGCCUGCUAGCUCAGGUAGCAGAACCGUUAGUCCGUUAGCUAAACACCGGCUGAGUCGGACCGGUUCGGUUUCUCCGCCUUAUUUUCUGGCAGCCCUAUCUGAACUAUGGAGUUUCCUUUUGAUAUUAAUCAGUUAUUUACUGAGAGAAUCUCCGUCUUGGACCAGAACCUUGUAGCAGGUUGGAAAUCAGCUGUAAGGUCAGAUCUUCAGGACCACGUAGCCACAGUUGUUGAUGAACUUGGACGAGCUUCUGCAAAGGCUCAGCAGCUCUCAACUCCCAUAACCAGUGCUUCCAAACUGCAGUCCCAGAAACAUCAGCUAUACCUGCUGAAGGAUGGAGAGAGCAGCAGAGGGCGUGGUGUAGCUGUGGGAUUCCUUAAGGUCGGAUACAAGAAGUUAUUUCUGCUGGACCGACAUGGAGUUCACAUUGAGGCGGAGCCACUGUGUGUGUUGGACUUCUACGUUUCAGAAAACCUGCAGCGACAUGGCUACGGGCUGGAGCUGUUUAAGUUUAUGCUUCAGCACAAGAACGUGGAUCCGGUUCUGAUGGCGUAUGACAGACCCUCACCUAAAUUCCUCUCCUUCCUGGCGAAGCAUUACUGCCUGACCCAAAGCGUUCCUCAGGUCAAUAACUUUGUGGUGUUUGAGGGCUUCUUCCUCAACAGAGCAGCGGUCCAGCUGAGAAAGACUCCCCUAAGAAAGCCAGACGGAGAGAUCAAGCCUUACUCUUUGAUGGAGAGAGAAGCGGUUCGUCAGGAGCAGAGGACACCUCCAUGGCCGUUUGCUCCUCCCGCCUCCCCUCAGCGGUCGGUAUCCUACCAGCUCUCCCAUCCUCCCAGCCUGGGAUCCUCCCCCAUCAGACUGCACCCCCAAGCCACCCCCACAUCUUCCCCUGGGCCCAACAAAGACCAGAUCCCAGAGUCUCCGCUGAUCGAGCGCUGCAGGACAAGACGCAGCAGCCUCCGGGGUCUAGCUGCCAGGUCCAGCCUGUACAGUCGACACCUGGGCAUUGGAGAUGUUGGACUGAUGGACAGACACCUGGCAGUACCUUGUUCCUCCACAGGUCUGACAGCAGUGGGGGAUCAGAAUUACAUACUGGGACACACAGCUAAACACAGACUGGCCAGUAUUCACACUACACAAAGCAGGUCCCAGCCUCUCUGGUUUCCAUCAUCUCCACCUUCAUCUGAGAGCGAUGCUACAUCCAUACAGACAUCCGUGGACAGCAGAGACAUACCUGUUGAAGACCUCCACCUGCUGAAGGAGACAACUCAAGGCUGGUCCUGGACUGUUGGAGAGAACUGCUCCUCUUCCCAGUGGGUGAAGCAGAAGCAGUUCUACAGGAGCACCCGCCCAUGGUGAUCAGACCCAGCUCUGUGGCAUGUGUCAGGUGUAAGACGGUCCAGGUGAGUUUCUCAACUGCUGGGAGGCUCAUGUGGUUCUGCUUUGUCUAAGCAAACUUGAGGAACUGACAGAUCUGAUCAGUGUUGGAUCAGAGUGACCAGAGUGGGACCUGAGAUCGGUCAGGACUCGAACCCAGCAGCUGCUGUCUGAUGCUGCUGUCAACCAUGGAUCCAUGAGUUGGUCGGCUGAGUUUACAGGACCAGUUCUGUUGGUUAUGGAUCAGUUGUUCAAUGAUCACAUGUUGCCAAUAAAGAUUAAUUCAAAAACA